CAUACAAUCAGAAUGUGACAUUAUAUAAAAAGCAACUCUGUGAGGCGAUAUUUUUGUCGCUUUUCCUGUUUAGGUAUCUAGUGAAAUUGAUGAUCAAAGGCUUAAAGUAAUUAAGAGGCAGAUGUCAGUCAUCGCCAUCGGCGGCACACGAGUUCACACUUCGCAACGACCGCAGUACCAGCUACAUAGAACAUAAGCCCUGUCAGCUGAGCUGCCGUACCGCCGGGCGCCGGGCCGCGCGCUCCUCGCCCUCCGCCGCGCCCUCCCGUCGCGACGGGCCCCUCCGGCACUCCGUCCGUCCUCCGUCCGCCACCGCAGCCCCGCUAUCUUCGCGGCGACGCGAGGACGUGUCGAGUUAUGCCGAGCGGCGCAGUUAAAGCUUGUGUGUAUCUGUGAUCGCCCGUGUACGCAGCCGACAAACAGACCGUAUCUCUGUGCAGUGACAGUAUUGACAAAGAGUGUCAGUGGCUAAGUGUAUAGUGACUGUGGCUAUUGUUCGGGACAAGAAGGACUACGCCGGCGAUCUGCCGCAGCCGCAGCCUCCGCCGGGGGCAGUGACCGCAGGCGCGAUCUCGAGCCGCGGCGGCGCCGGCGCAGCAGCGUGCGGCAUGGAGUGCGGCGUGGCGGCUGCGGCGGGGGCGUAUCCCCCCGCGCACCCCGCACACCAGCCACACCCCGCGCUCUCGCCCACCGAACGCUCGCCCGCCAAGUCCGGCCUUCACGUCAACUUCAGCGAUAAGGGCGAGGUGAAGGAGCGCCGUGAGAAAUUCCUUACUGCCAAAUAUGGCAGCCACCAGAUGGCGCUAAUCCGCAAGAGGCUUGCCGUAGAAAUGUGGCUUUACGACGAGCUACAGAAACUCUACGAAAUUCCGAAAGAGAGCAGCGGCGGUGGAGGCGGCGGCGGCGGCGGAGGGGGUGGGAGCAACUCGCAAGAGGUGGAGGUCGACAUAGACGAGCUGCUCGACAUGGACAGCGACGAUCACCGUCGGCGGCACCUUACCACAUUAUUAGCGGAUGCCAAAAAACCACAAAAGGAUGUACAUAAAUUCAUCAACGAACUUUUAGACAAAGCGAAAACUCUGUAGAUUAAUAAAAGGAAUCUUCAUGCGGAACUUCUGCGAGCUGUGAAGCUGGACGCGACAGCCAUGGAGUCGCGGCUCCUCAUUAGUUGUAGGCAAUAUACAUAAGUGAUUAAUAGGUCGCGUGUGACCAUUGGUCGUGUGACGAAACCGAAUGAUAAUUGUUAGGUCUUUCUGUUCCUCACGGUACUCUGUGCGCACGCAAGUUGUGAUAUACGUAUGUAUGUCUGUUUUGCGAACAUGUCGAAUGAGCUGCUUGCUUGUAUUGGUGACCAAUAAAUGACGUGAUACUGCCGCGUUUAAGACUCGUUGAAAUCGGCUUCGAAGUACACUGUACGGAUAACAUAUUGAGCUUUCAAUGAGUUUCAUUAUCUGCUUGUAUUAUUUGUAUAAUUAGUCAGAUGUCAAUAUGUAGCUCACUUCGGGUUUUGUUUAUCCGAGGUUAGGUUAGAUUGGCAACUAAGACUUGAAGAUCGAAUAGCCAGGCCAAGAUGGACCUUCGAUCUUUGAACACAUACAUCUAGAUGUACCCGUAAUCGUAGUCCGAUCUCGAGGCCACGUCAUAUUUAAUAAAAUAGUGGUAAGUAUCUAAUUCGAGAAGUUCUAGUAAACGGUGCGCGCCGCAAUUAUUUAGCGACGCGAAUACGAUAGGCAAUUAAGAUUUUUAACUUUGCGAUGUAUUGGUAAUAGUUUCUAGUAUUAAUAUUGAUAUACAACGUGUAUAUAAGGACAGUGUUGACACGAACGAAAUUUAUAAUUGAGAAAGGUGAACCAUCACUUGUUCUUACUUCGCAAGGCAUUAUAUAGACUUAUGUGGUAAUAAAUAUACGUAUAUAGUAAAGUUUAAGUAGUAAAUUAAUGAUUAAUACCGAAAUAAAUAUAGGAACGCGCAAUAAACAUAUCAUGCCGACGUGAUGGAGUGCCGUAUAGGUCUUGUGUCGUGUGGUCGAGGCAGUGGAUGAAUAUAAAAAUGGCAUCCGAUUUCUUCGAGCUGCUGCAUUGGUUUAAUUUGUACCUACUCCACGUACAGUACAUAACUACGUAUUAGAUCUGUAGCCCGACUCCCAUAACCAUUUUUUUCACGCUCAUUCUCGAACGCUGUCCAUUGAAUUAUGUACUCAAAGACGCCGAUAAUUAUAAAGAAGUACGAUUGAAAUUCUAAUCGUGUUUUUUCGUUCUUAUUAGAUCCGAUUUAGUCCAUGUUCUAUUGAAACGCGUCCAGGUUAAUAUUAUACACCAUCUUUAGAUAGAACUUCAAUUGGACGUCUUCUCAACUUAAUAUUUUGUUUAUACGGGAAUCGGAUUAGUGACGGCAGUGUGUGUACACAAACUAAACCAGGGGGUCUACCAUAAAAUGAAAUUCCGAAUUUUCGGACUCCAUUUCGUGUUUUUGUUCAUACCGAAAUCGGCCCAGUAAAUGGAGCUUUUAUUUUUCGAUAAAAGUCAAAAGGAACAAUAUUUUAACAUUUUUAAACAGCAUGUAUUAUGUAAUUUUAACAUCUAAUUUGUAUUUCGUUCGGCCGCGAAAUUUCGGAAACAUUUCAUGGUAAACCCAUAGAUGCGUCUGUUGCAUAUUAAAUUGGUAAAAAUAAAAGGCCUCGUUCCAUGAUUUCGUGCUGGUUGGCUGGCACGCAGUUUGUUAGUUCUACUGUAACUUACAGUCUGUAAGUUACAUCUGUGUGUUAGACGUAAGGUUAACUUACAAUAAAUUGUUAAAUGGCUUGUAUAGUAGUUAAUCAACCGUAAUUGUAACGCUGUUUGAAUUAGGUACAUUUUUGGCGCGAAAUAAGCGUCGCAGCAGUGAUGUCGGCUGCGUUAUACUAUAUCUUGUAUCGGUUAUACUUGUAUAUUUUUGAUACGAGUACUUUUAAUUUUUUUAAUUGAUUAGAUAGUUUCGAAUAAACUCGAACAAAGUAAUUAUUCAGUGUACCAAGGUGAAUUAAUCGCAUUAUCUUUCUACUAAAAAAUAAGAUGUCAUUCUUUGGUCAAAAAUAAGGUUUUAUACUGCCGGGGUAUUGAACCUAAUUUCAAAAUAAUGAUUGUUACAAUAUAAGAAUAAACAUUAUGAUUAUGUUUAUAUGUUUACACAAAAGUUGGAUAAACGAUAAAUUUAAUAGUUAUUACUUCAUGUGACAUUUGACAAUUUGCCUAAAGUAAUGGCCGGUCGCAUUGCUAAGAAUAUAAAAAAAAAUCUACGUUUAAAUUUAAAUUUUUGAAUGUAGGUAUAUCAUAAUGUAAAUAGUCGUACAAUCACUGCUGUGCAAUUACCUAUUCAAUUGCUACUUAUAUAAUAUGUACCUAAUUAUUAUUACAGCCUAUGUCUUAUUAAAUUAGAUUACUGUGUAAGAAUGGCCAUUAACUUUUAAUAAACAAUUCGAGAUGGAACUCGACGAAUAUCUACCACUGUCGGCUGUUGAAGGCAUUUUUAUAAUAAACAAUUUUACUUAAAAA
Messenger RNA from Galleria mellonella (greater wax moth), 3530 nucleotides. RefSeq names its product protein phosphatase 1 regulatory subunit 14B. Gene Ontology annotation, biological process: regulation of phosphorylation. Gene Ontology annotation, cellular component: cytoplasm. Bases 609 to 1085 code for a protein of 158 amino acids. The transcript has 6 exons. Lineage: Eukaryota; Metazoa; Arthropoda; Insecta; Lepidoptera; Pyralidae. Gene Ontology annotation, molecular function: protein serine/threonine phosphatase inhibitor activity. The record is from RefSeq and is a predicted model, not a curated record.